Messenger RNA from Cylicocyclus nassatus, 1374 nucleotides. NCBI's taxonomy places the organism in Eukaryota, Metazoa, Nematoda, Chromadorea, Rhabditida, Strongylidae. The record is from the annotation of a GenBank genome assembly.
AUGAUAUCCCAGUUAUACAGAUGCACCGGUCGAGCUAUAUUCUGCGCUCCAAGUCGCGUCGGAAUCUGGGAUUUGCACGCGACGAGGCCGCCGUCGAGCGUCGCGUAUGAAAGAGAAAGGACUGAUUACCCCUUUUUGGAUCUAUCCUAUCGUAAUUACACAUCAACGACUCAAAUCAAUUUCGCCUUGCCCACUGGCUCACAAACCCAUUCAACCAUUAUCAACGAAACGGAAUUUCCAUCAUUGGGGGCGCGAAGCACCCCGUCCGGAGGCGGUUUUUCUCCGUUGCCAACGACGAGCGGUGGCAGCUUCUCGGCAAAUCAAUCCCCUUUACCAUACAAGGACCAAAUCAACCAUCGAGCGAACUAUGCAACUUUGAUGCGUGGCGUGGAAGCGUCACUAAAUCCGGAGUUUCAAAUUCAAAACGAAGAUUUCCCGGCGUUACCAGGAGCGUCUCCCGGCGAUCAUCCAGCCCAAGCGCCUGCCUCAUUGAUGACUGCUGCGAACGAUAUGCCAGUGUCGUCAGCAGCAGCGGCGGCGGCAGCAGCGGCAUCAAGCGAUCCAUUUGGUGUUCGUCCGGCUGGCGAACCACCUCGGGGUAUCAUCACCCAUCCGGAUGGUGAAGUGUCGAACAUUCCUCCGACAAUGCUUGCGGAUCAAUUCGGCAUGGCUGGUCUUGUCACCUACCUGCGCACUGUCGACAAUCCGUCGAUAGUGUCAUUAGCACUUGGCUACGAUCUCACCACGCUCGGAUUGAAUCUAAACCUUUCCGAACGGCAUUUGUACACCUCUUUCGGUGGUCCCUGGGCUGACAACCCGAUCCGACCGCACGAAUUGGAUGUGAAAGUACCCGAUGACUACUUGACAAAUGCUCAAAUUCGGGAAAAGUUACCACCGGUAAAAUUGAACAAAUUGUCAGAAGAUGUUUUGUUCUACUUGUUUUACAACUGCCCGGGAGAAGUGUAUCAAUUAGCUGCUGCAUGUGAAUUGUAUCAACGAGAUUGGCGGUUCCAUAAGAGCGAAGGAAACUGGUUGACGCGAUCACAAUAUGGCGGAGUCAAGGAGCAAACGGGAUCUUACGAAAAGGGACAAUACAAUGUGUUCGAUCCGUUGCAAUGGCGUAAGAUUCCCAAGGAACUGAAGCUGGAGUACAAAGAGCUUGAAGAGCGACCGAAGUUGCCAGCGAUCGCUUCGUUCUCCCGAAAGAAUUCCCACGAGCGUUGUGACGUCAUCGACGGAUUCCCAACACUCGAAAACGUCGCGACCUCGCCACCACGUGUUUAUAUGUUCCCUGCGCGGCGCCAGUGUCGUCACGACACCGAUCGCUUGCGCUCCCCACGUCCUCAACCAGAGUCCGUCGUGCAUUGUCUCUGA